Messenger RNA from Pristis pectinata (smalltooth sawfish), 994 nucleotides. Its product is annotated as ERO1-like protein beta. Gene Ontology annotation, cellular component: endoplasmic reticulum; endoplasmic reticulum membrane. The transcript has 8 exons. The record is from RefSeq and is a predicted model, not a curated record. The coding region runs from base 209 to 994 and encodes 261 amino acids. Gene Ontology annotation, biological process: protein folding in endoplasmic reticulum. Lineage: Eukaryota; Metazoa; Chordata; Chondrichthyes; Rhinopristiformes; Pristidae. Gene Ontology annotation, molecular function: thiol oxidase activity; protein-disulfide reductase activity; FAD binding.
CCUUCAUUGUUGCCAAUCCAUGUAACGACCACGUUUCCCCCCAGUCAGCUUGUCAGCCGCAGAGUACUAGGGCCCGCUGCCGCUUACCGACUUCCUCUUCCGGCUGCUGGCCGCGAUUCGGCGAUUAGGCAGCAGCCGCCUUAACUGCAGCCCAGAUCCGCGUUGAAGGAGGGCAGAGCAGAAGGAACGGAGGCUGGAACCGGGGGCAAUGAAGAGUGGAGCAGCACUGGUCUCCGUGCUGCUCUUCCUGGGCAGGGCCGCGGGCGGUGGCGCCUGGUCCAACAGCACGCUCGCCAGCGGGCGCUGGGCCCCAGAGCCAGAGACUGAGGACUGCUUCUGUCAUUUGACAGGUGUCUUGGAUGAUUGCUUCUGCGACAUAGAAAGUAUUGAUGACUUCAACAGUUACAAGAUCUUUCCUAAAUUACAGAAAUUGCAAGAAAGAGACUACUUCAGAUAUUACAAAGUAAAUUUGAAGCGGCCCUGUCCCUUCUGGUUAAACGAUGGACACUGUUCAAUUAAAGACUGUCACGUAGAGCCUUGUUCUGAGAGUGAGAUUCCAAUUGGAAUUAAAGCAGCUAAUUACAAUAAAGAAGUGAACGCAGAAGAAUUGCAAGACUGUGAAGAAGCAAAUAAGCUGGGAGCUGUCAACAGCACAUUGAGUAACCAAACAAAAGAGGCUUUCAUUGAUUGGGCAAGAUAUGAUGAUGCACAAGACCAUUUCUGUGAACUUGAUGAUGAGCUAUCACCUGAUGCAGAAUAUGUGGAUCUCCUCCUUAAUCCUGAGCGCUACACUGGAUACAGGGGUUGGUCAGCUUGGAGGGUGUGGAAUAGCAUCUAUGAAGAGAACUGUUUCAACUGGUUCUUUGCAAGAGUGGUUGUUAAAGAAGAAGGUGGCCAGUGCACCAUGGGGAAGGGUGAAAGAAUUAGGCGUAGGCUCGUGCGUAACAGCUACAUUGGAAUGUGCAUCACCCAAGUGGGCCAUUUAACCAAAUGA